This is a messenger RNA of Colletotrichum godetiae, 642 nucleotides long. RefSeq lists its product as uncharacterized. The transcript is spliced from 4 exons. Bases 148 to 642 code for a protein of 164 amino acids. The record is from RefSeq and is a predicted model, not a curated record. NCBI's taxonomy places the organism in Eukaryota, Fungi, Ascomycota, Sordariomycetes, Glomerellales, Glomerellaceae.
CUCCUCCUCCUUCUCGGGGCUAUAAAGAUGGUGGGAAUCCACAUCCUCUUUACCUUGCAGAUGAUUAGGGUCAUUGGCGUCUUCCACGAACAGGCUUACACAAAGAACCAAUUCAACUGAAUCCCACCGACCGAUACACUUAUCAUUAUGCUCAAUCUUUGGAAAGAAGCUCUUGUUGGGGUACUCUUCAUAGAGUCAUUUGGUUCAGCCAUUGCUGUGCCACCUAGACUUCUCAUGCCCCGGUCAGACGAGCUCUCCACUCAGGGUCAUCACAUUAAACAGCGGGAAAAUCUGUCCCCUUAUGCUGGACUCUUCAUUCGAGAUGAUGACGACGAUGACCCACCGAGGCCACCCAAUGGACCACCCCGUCCUGAUAACAACCCGCCACCGCCGCGUCCUCCUCAAAGAGAUGAGGAUGACUACGACGAUCAACCUCGUCCUCAACAGACUCCUCCCCCUCCCCCUAAUCCUCCCAAUCCGCCCCCUAACCCACCUAAUCCGCCUCCUAAUCCACCACCGAACCCACCCAACCCACCCAACCCGCCUCCCAAUCCCAAUCCGCCACCACCACCACCACCAGCUGUGACAAACAUGGAUGAUGAUGAGGACGAUGCCCCUGGUCAACAGGAUAUGGAUGACUGA